Effrenium voratum is the source of this 2315-nucleotide messenger RNA. NCBI's taxonomy places the organism in Eukaryota, Dinophyceae, Suessiales, Symbiodiniaceae. The record is from the annotation of a GenBank genome assembly.
AGUAUUUGGGAUCGAGCCAAAGCUUGGUGCGGAGCCAUUCGGGACAUCUCACCCAGCUCUUGGGCGGCAUGGCGUUGGUUGCGUCGUUCCUGAAAGAUGUCCAAGUGAACUGGGGAUCGAUUGCUUCGGUGAGCGAAGAAGCGUCCAGGGCUAUGGAGUUCGUCCAAUCCAAAACUAAGCCACCAGAAGAUCUGAUUGCGACAUCUCAGUUGCCAGUGAGUUCAGUGCGUGAUGCUGUGAUCUUGCUGCAAGGGCCUGGCAGCGGCGAAGGUCGGGAGCUUGACCUCGAGGAGUUGAGGGAGAUCAUUGCUGAGCUGAUUGCGGCAUAUGGUGAGCCAAGCCUGCAAAAUAAGAUUCACUCGAUCCAGGAACAGCAGCGGAAGGCGCAAAUCAAGCCCAGUUGCUCCGAUGACCAGGAUGACCACAUGGCAGAGCUGCGGGAAGUUUUGUGGCCAUGCCAGACAGAUAUUGCAGAAGCUUAUGGUUUGCCAGGCACCGCUGAAGGCUUGCAACGUAUUCAGAACGCAGUUCAAAGAGCCAUCACGGAAGGUGAUGUGGAGGUCCGAUGUUUGGCAGAUGAGGCUCUGAUGCUUUUAGGCAUGAACCCUUUGCACAACAUCAUUCAAGAGGUGAAAGCUGAGGAUUUCCUGAACUGCAUCUACUCAGUUGCCGGCGAGAGCAGCGAUGUUGAGAUUGAAGACUUCCUUCUGAAUCUGAAGUGCCGCACUCCCUUGGAAAAGGCCGCUCGAGCCCGUGGUCUCUUGGCAGCUCGGCGCCUCAAAGAGGAGCGGCAGCCUCCCGGCGGCCGUCUCACCUGUGGCCUGCUGCGGACCUGGGCGGCCUAUGAGCGCCUAGGCCUCGCCCCACGGCACAUCGCCAGCAGGGAACCUAUGCCGGUGGUCCGCUUGAAGAACCCCACCGCCGCCCAGGUCUGGGACUUUGUGAUGCGAAAUCAGCCCCUGGUCAUUGAGGACGCCGUGAACAUGGCGGACUUCCCGCCGCUCUGCGACUUCGCCGACUUCGAGUAUCUCCGCGAAAGAUGCGGACACCGCUAUGUGAAAGUCAAGGGCGACUCGUGCUGGGACAGCAAAGGGCGACAGCUCUUCUUGAAUGACCCCACCAUUGAAAUCAGAAUUUCGGACUAUUUGGACUUGGUUGAGGUUGCCGAGGAGCAUGAGACCUGCAUCUCUUGGUAUAUGGGCAAGCUGCCACUGCACACCGACGUACCAGAGAUGUUUGAGGACAUUGCCAAUGCUCCGAAUUCCCCGUUCAGAAAGUACGGAAGCUGUUUUGGGGAGAACAACAAAGGCGUUCAUACGUACUUCGGUUGCGGUGGCAACACGACCUGUAUCCACUCAGAUCCCUCGGAAAAUUUGUUGCUUGUGGUCUCAGGGGAGAAGUUUUGGGAUUUGUAUCCACCUAGCAAUGCUGCAUGCAUGCAUACCACCGUGAAGAAGUUCCUGAACUCGCUGGUGCCACCUUUCAUUGACCCUGAGCAUGUGCCAGAAGACGUGGAGAAGAAUUGGUCCUGUUACAAACAUGCACAGGCUCAACGCGUGCACUUGAAAGCCGGAGAUUUGUUCUACCUUCCAAUCUUUUGGUGGCAUUCAGUACAGGGUUCCAUUGGAAGAAAUAUGAUCCUGAACUGGUGGUGUCAACAACACCCAUACAAAGAGUACAAGUACCAGGGCUUUGAAGGCACUCGGGAGAUCUUGGAAGUCUUGCAGCACUUGAAUGAGGCAUGGUCUGGAGAUCCAGGAUCUGGACCAAGUGCUAAGGAGAGAGCUGUGGCUCAAGAGCUGGGGAGCGGCGUUUUAUAUGCCGAUUCCAUGUGUGCAGCCAGCGACAGCUACAAGAAACUCACAGCUCCUCCGCGAGAUCCCAUCAAAUCUGCUUCCUUGAUGCCCAGCAACCGUUUCCGAUGGCAAAGGGCUCGUUGAAUCUGAAUGGACAAAGUUUCCAGGACCGUUGCAUAUAGUAUAUGGGUGAUGCUUUUCUGAUCACCAGGCGUCGUUGGGUCAUAAGCCCCGAGAUACUCCAAGCCUGGAUAUACUCCGCCAGAUUAGUUGAAUAUUGGACCUUUGGCACAUGUCUGAUGGGCACAGGCGGUUCAAGUAUGUUCAAGUAAUGAUUCAUUGGUCAGCAGGAAGAGCACCGUGUUAGACAACAGCUUUGCCCGGCGCAGCGUUUGCCAAAAGCCCCUAUUGUCGCCUCUACCUACGAUUAGAGGCUGCAGGGAAACGCUUGUGAGCUGGUGAUUUGCCAACGUCAAGCUGCCCGAUUUAGUCUGUGGACGGUGGUUAGAUGCCGGCAUG